Messenger RNA from Acytostelium subglobosum LB1, 1518 nucleotides. RefSeq lists its product as hypothetical. Gene Ontology annotation, molecular function: transaminase activity; pyridoxal phosphate binding. The transcript has 2 exons. Gene Ontology annotation, cellular component: cytosol. NCBI's taxonomy places the organism in Eukaryota, Evosea, Eumycetozoa, Acytosteliales, Acytosteliaceae. The record is from RefSeq and is a predicted model, not a curated record. The coding region runs from base 1 to 1518 and encodes 505 amino acids.
AUGUUAUCAAAUAGACUAAUAAUAAGUAGGGUGCUACCAACAUCAUUACAACUCACGGGCUCAGGCUCAGCAUCUUUCAACAAGUUGAUCGGUCACAACAACUUUUCAACAUCAUCUCCAAGCACAUCAGCUGAUUAUAAUGCAAUCUAUGAGAAACAUAAGAAGUUGGCGUCAAAGAGGAUGACUCAGGAAGAGAUCAUUGAUGUGAUAAAGAAUGAUACGUUGUUCUCUUGGAAUGCAACUGGUCCAGCUUCCGCAAGUGCAUUGGUGAUGGCCAAAGGCGAGGGAGUAUACUUCUACGAUCAGAAUGGAAAGAAGUUCAUUGACUUCAACUCACAGGCCAUGUGCUCAAACCUGGGCCACACAGUGCCUGAGGAGGUCAUCAAGGCUGUAAACGACCAGCUGCGUACGGCCGCCUACGCAUACCCAUGUGCCAUCGUCACCGAGACCAAGGCCAAGCUGUCGCAGCUGUUGGCCGACCUGUUGCCAGGUGACCUCGGACACCUCUUCUACACGAGUGGUGGCGCAGAGUCAAAUGAAACAGCCAUGAGGAUGGCCCGACUAAUGACUGGUCGCCACAAGAUCCUUGCGCGCUAUCGCUCUUACCACGGCGCUACACUUGGCGCCAUCUCACUCACUGGCGACCCCCGUCGCUGGCCUGCCGAGCCGGCUGCAUCUGGCGUCGUUCACUUUGUUGACCCCUUCCCCGUGUCGUUCAAAUGGGGCGACGACGAGGCAGAGAUCACCAAGCGCAGUCUUCAGUACCUGCGCGAGAUCAUCAUGUAUGAAGGCGGCAAGAACAUCGCCGCCCUGUUCAUCGAGCCGGUCACAGGCACCAACGGCAUCCUCAAGCCACCCCGCGGCUACCUUGAGGGCAUCAGACAGAUAUGCGACGAACACGGAAUACUCAUGGUGUGCGAUGAGGUCAUGAAUGGCUUUGGCAGGACCGGCCAGAUGUUUGGUUUUAUGAACAGCGAGGGCGUUGUGCCCGACAUUGUCACGAUGGCCAAGGGUAUCAACGGCGCCUACCUUCCAUUGGGCGCAGUGGCCUGUCGCGACCAUGUGGCCAACUUCUUCCGCGUCAACCCCAUUGGCAUUGGAUCGACUUAUAACUCGCACCCCGUCACCCUGGCAUCUGCCUACGCUGCCCUCCAGUAUUUCCUCAAGACUGACGUACUGGGCAACGUUAGGAAGAUGGAGCCCGUGCUCAUUGAGUGUCUCAAGGAUCUUAAGCGUCGCCACCCAACAGUCAAAGGCUUCCGCGCUCUCGGCCUGUUUGGCAUUGUGGAGCUGCAAAAGAACUCAAAGGGCGAUCCAUUCAUCGAGUACAAUGGACCAGCCCACCCAGCCAUCAACGCCUUCAAGGCUGACCUCGUUGGCAAUGGACUCUACACCCUCGCUCGCUGGAGCAGCUUCUUCACAAACCCUCCCUUAACCAUCAACGAGCAAGAACUCAAGCAAGGAUUCGACAUACUCGACAAGUGUCUAACAAACCUCGACAAGCACUUUGAGAAGUAA